Molecule: messenger RNA, 7701 nt
Organism: Cladocopium goreaui
Lineage: Eukaryota; Dinophyceae; Suessiales; Symbiodiniaceae
Source: the annotation of a GenBank genome assembly
AUGGAUUUGCAGACCAAGUUGGCCACACUACUUCAACAACAUGGAGUUCCCGCUGAAGCAGUUCCUGAGCGAGUACAACAAGUCACCUUGAAAGUGGGUGUGUCCUCUAUCAAAGAAGCCUUUGAAGCCAAGAACUGCUGGGCCUACUUGAAGGCCAUAGCGAGCCGCCCUUCCAUCUCCAUGCGGUUGGUCCUCCCGGAUGAGCUCUCCCGACAUGUGGCUGCGACUGCAGCCACCAAGUUUGGAGCCCAGGUGACCCAGGCCAAGCAAAAGAAGAAAAAACAGGAGCACAAGGCACCUCCUCGGCCACUCAACCCUGAUCCAGAACACCUGGUUUUGGCGCACACCAGCUUCCAAGAUCCUGAUGGUGAUGUGGUCGAACAGAUCCCUUUCAAUGACGUUAACCCAAAUCAAGGUAAGAGCCAACUCAAGGAGGUCACUGGCAACUUGAAGGAUGAGCUUGCGGCAGCCAUGGAUCAGAAGUUUGCCGAACUUCAAUUGGAUGCCAAGCACCAAGAGCCAGAUGGGUUUGCCGAGCACAAGGCUGACAGUCUCCAGAGGUUUGCCAAGCUUGAGACCUCACUGGGGGAGAUGCAAGCUCAACAACUUCAGUUCUCAGGAUGGUUCACCAAUCUUCACCAGCAAGCUCAACUGGCUGAGACCUCAAUCCAGGGCAUUCAAUACACUUUGAAUACCCAUCAAGCUGAACUCCAAGGGCUGCAUCAGGAAAUCAAAGGGGUGUCGGAACAGGUGGGACAGGCUGUACACUCAGCAUUGCAGAACCACAAAGCGGAAGUGUCUCACGAUCUUGACACACGUUUCGAUCGUUUGGAAGCCCUGUUCAGCAACAAGAAGCACAGGAUGACUGCGAAUUUCGGUCGGGGGCCAGCCAGGCAAAAAUUGGAAUCUGGAAUGCGCCAGCCCAACAAGAUGGAAGCUCUGGCUGUAUCUCAAGGGGCUGGCAUUUGGACUUAUGCAGAAACCCAACUUUCUGCCUUCACUCAAGUUUCUUCAAGUAAGGCACUGAAGUUUGCGGCUCGUCAGGACAACCGCUUGCUGAGAACAUACUUCAGCGCCCCAGCACCUUUGAGAAGCCGCUCAGACUGGGCGGGCACAUGGACAGGUGUCGCCUGCACCUCUGAUUUUGGUUCCAAACAACUGCGAAUCGAUUGGCCUCCUGAUCUUUGGAACUCAGGAAGAGUCUUGGCAACACAACAUCAGAUUGGGCACCACAGUGUCACAGUGGUAUCCCUCUAUGGUCUUCCACGUGGGCCCACAUGGCCCCAAGCAACCUCUUUGAUGAAUGACAUUCUGGCGUUUCUCACCAAGACCUUCAUUUAUGGACAUUCUGGAUUGGUUGCAAUUUGUGGGGACUUCAACUUUAGUCCCCACGAGUUGGAGCACUUCCACCUCUGGCGUGCGGCUGGGUGGCAAUCUGCUCAAGACAUGGCCAGCAUGCGAUGGGGCCACCAAUGGCAACCUACCUGCAAAGGGGCCACUGAACGAGACUUGAUCUGGCUGUCGCCGGCGGCUCAGACACUCUGCAAUGAAGUUCACAUUGAAGACCUCUUUGCAGAUCACAGUUCGGUUUCAGUGACGCUUGCAAUUUCAGAAGCACCAGCCUCCGUUUUGACAUGGCCCAGACCACAAGAGAUUUCAUGGGAUCAAGUUGAAGUUGAUCAAUGGCAUGAACAUUGCUGGAGUUGCAACAUGGUGGAAUCAGAUGAUGCUACAGACUUCAUGGCCAAGUUUUCACGUAGCAUGGCGAAGUAUGACAAAUCUCAUGCGGCCGUCUUCAAGGACCUUCGCGAUCCAGCACCAGACCAAAUUGAUAGCCUUUGGACUUCCAAGGACUUCACCGUCCUUGCUGUUAGACCUGGCUCCAAAGCAGUCCUGUUAGACGCCCCAGUUUUUCCUUUAGAAAGACCGGCGUGGUAUCACAACGGUUGUGGGCUUUCCGUUGCUGGAUAUCAAGAUGAAAUGCUGGUUUUUAGCCAAUGGCCUGAGUUAGAAGUUGGAGAUGUCAUCACACUUUGUUCCCACACCAGCUCGGAUGCAGAAGUACAUGAAAAGCUAAUGGCACUCUGGAAGCCACGCUGGCAACAACUUCAUGCAGUAGAUCCAGACCACUGGACUCGCAUUAUCAACUUCAUCCAAGGCUACAUGCCCAGUUUUGAAUUCGUUUUGCCGGACAUCACACCGGCUCAGUGGAUGCGGACUGUGAAACGUUUCAAGCCAACCGCCGCCAGAGGCGCAGAUGGAUAUGCCAAGCAGGAUCUUUUGUACAUGUCACCUGCUCAUGUCCAAAAUUUACUUCAGUUUUUGAUGCGCAUUGAACUUGAAGGCCAAGCUUGGCCACAGCAAUUGACAGAAGGCAUUGUUUUGGCGCUUGCCAAGCACAGUGAAGCUCAUGAAGCUGGGUCUUAUCGGCCCAUCGUUCUCUUCAGUAUCAUCUAUCGCUGCUGGGGUUCACUUCGUUCCAGACAGCUCUUGCGGAUGAUCGAGAGCUUUGUUCACUCAGUGCACAACCACCUAAGCGCCGCAUUGACCUCUGACAUUGGUUUUGCAGAAGGUGAUCCCUUGAGCGUGCCGGCAAUGGCAAUUCUUGACUGGGCGCUCCAUGUGUACCAGGCACAAUUUGCACCUUUGACCAGGACGCUGUCUUUUGUGGAUAACAUCUCCAUGAUGUCCUUGUCUGCACUUCACUUGGUUUGGGCCUUCUUUUCAUUACGGUCUUUUCUGGAUCUUUGGGGUCUUGAGAUAGAUAUUGGAAAGUCGUAUGCUUGGAGCACACUAGCCCAGACACGAGCGUUGAUAUCAACACUUGGACUGCGAAUUGUAGAAGAUGUUUCAGAGUUGGGGGGAUCAUUGACACUUUGCUCCUCAACGAGAGUCAGAGUCUUUUUGGCACGUGGAGCCAGUUUGGAAAGGCGCUGGACACGACUGCGCAUCUCCAAAGCGCCAUUGGUGCAAAAGUUGAUGUGCAUCCCAAUGGUCUUCUGGGCAUCGGCUCUACAUGGAGCUCUGGGAUGCGUCUUUGCAGAUGGACAUAUCCACCAACUUCGCAAGAAGGCCGUGGCAGCGCUUGGAUUGAAGAUCGGUGGCUCAAACCCCAUGCUGCGAUUGUCAUUGUCGCAACCAGCCACUGCCGAUCCAGGUUUUUACCAUUUGCGUCAUUGUGUUUUUGAUUUCAGACGAAUCUGCGACAAAACACCUGAUCUGCUGGUGCAAUGGCGAACCUUCAUGGCACACUUUACAGGUAGGAAGUUGACUGGGCCAUUCUACAAGAUAGUUGAUCUUUUCAGCAUGCUUGGUUGGUCCAUUGGCAUGCCACCUUUGUUCACUGACCAUGAUGGUUUUAUCCACAACUUGCUCCAGCUCCCCAAUGCCGCUCUUGAGUUGUUGCUGCAUGAUGCAUGGCUACAAUAUGUAGCACACCAGGUGACACACCGCCGAACCAUGCAUGACCUUGCUGGCCUGUGCAAGGAACUGACAUUGCUGGAUCGGAGUCACAUGACUCCACAGGAAUUGGGACGCACUAUGGCUUUGCAAUCAGGUGCUUUUAUUUCCGAUUGGAGCCAUGCCAAGUUUGACCCAACCAAGACUUCGAUUUGCUCUAGAUGCCUGGUCCCAAACACAUUGCCUCAUUGGUUUCGAUGCCCAAUGUUUGAUGCUGUCCGUGCACAGAUGCAGGAAACAUUUGACUGGCUCAAUGAGCUUCCAGACUGUAUGGUACACCAUUUAUUGGUGCCGAGAUGUCGCUUUGAGCUGGACUUUAAAGCCUACCUCUUGCACAUCGAGGACAACACUGGCUGCUUUCACUCUACGCCAGGAGAGGGGGUUCAAAACUUGUUUUCUGAUGGUUCCUUUUUUUCUGAUAAUCCCAAAUAUGUUGGGGUAGGGGCUUGGUCUUUAGUCAAUGCAACUACUGGCUGCAUCAUUGGCACUGGGCACCUACAUGGACUGGUGCAAUCGAUCUCACGAGCUGAGCUCUGCGGUGCUUUGGCUGCGAUCAAGUGGGCAUCUCACUAUCAAGUGGCAGUGCACCUUUGGAGCGACUCCAAGUAUACCGUAGAUGGCAUCAAAGCCCUCUUGGAUGGCCAAUGGCAUGUUCAUGCUUCUUUGUGCGAAAACCAUGACCUUUGGCGCCAACUUGCUGACCUUUUGAUUGACUUGCCGGACGGCCUCUUUCAGGUUAGUUGGAUUCCAUCUCACUUGGAUCUUACGUUGUGCACCACAACACUGGAGGAAUGGAUCGCAGUCUGGAACAAUGUGGCAGAUGAGCUUGCUGUGCGCACCAAUGCAUCACGCUCAGAUGAAUACCACCAACUGAAACAUGGAGCACAACAACACUUUGCCUUGUGGGCUGAACGGAUCAGAAGCAUUCGCCAGUUCUAUUUCCUUGUUGCUGAUGUCAGGCAUCUGACCUGGCUCGUCCCAUCUGACCUUCGAACCUUGGCGGCGGUGCCCGACUCGCCUGACCGUCCGAGAGAUGCUUCGUCCACGAAGAUCACGAAGCGGAACCGCUGGCGCAGGGAGAAGAAGGAGGAGGCGGCGCUGCCCACGCCCCAAGUCCCGGCACCGUUGCCGGUGGCUGAGCCGCUGCCGAUGGCCAUGGGACGGGAGGCCCUGCCGGCAUCUGGAGCCAUCCGGUCGCUGUGCAUCGUGUGGCUGCGGGAUGACAUGCGAUUGCAGGACAAUCCGGCUCUGUCCUUUGCCACGAAGUUUGACGCUGUGGUGCCCGUCUUCAUCCUGGAGUCCGAACAGCAAGUGACCGGCGCAGCACGAAAGACUGGUACUUCUGCAGGUGUUUGGGAGAUUGUACGAAAAUUGGUCAGGGGGAUGAUUUCCUCCGAGUGCAACGCUCCGCAGAAGGCCACCUGGGUGGCCUUCAAUCGGCGUUGCGAGGCCUGGCAGCAGCGGGUGGAUCAGGAGACCACGGAGGCGUUGCAACGCGAAGGGCUGAAGGUGAAAAGCUUUCCGGGCAACGUCUUGUACGAGCCGCAGGAGUUGCAACCCAUUGAACGCUGGCAGAUCUGGCGAAAGAAAGUGCGUACGGAGGAGGCUGAAUGGAAUGGCCAGAAAGCCAAGAACAAAUCUGAGGACUCUGAGCACAUCAGUGGCUUUGGCAGUUACCGUUUCUUCUCCCAUGCAUUGGAGCAGCUGGGAGCACCGCCAGCGCCAGUGCCCGGUGUCACGCAGCUGCCGCCAGUGCCGCCGAGCCUUUCGCCCUCCGUGGACCUCAGCUUCCUGGGCCGCACCGCCGGCCGGGGCUUCAGCAGCGCCAAGGGCGUUGGAAGUUGCGGCGACUGGGCGGCUGGGAUCAAGGCGUGGUGGAAGGUGGGUGAAGAGGCAGCCCUUCAACGCUUGGAACAUUUCCUGCAGAAGGUUCUGUCCAGCGGCGACUUCGAAGGACGAAAGCGGCUGCUGAGCGACGAGAAGAAUACCUCGGAGCUUUCGCCCUACAUCCGCUUUGGGGAGAUCUCUGUGAAGUUUAUCUACGCCGCUGCCAAGCAAUACGCCCAGAGGACGGAUCAACGAAUCUUCGCCGAUUCGGGCUAUGCCUAUGACCAGGAAAGACCUAAGGCCAAUGCCACUUUCCUGCGCAGAUUUGUGUGGCGUGACCUUGCCUAUUGGUUUCUGUGGGAAUUUCCAUCUCUGCCAGUGACCUCUCUUCGGCCGCAGUACGAGGAGCAGAUUUGGAGCGGUACAGCCGCGCAGCUGAAGCGGUGGCAACGAGGCAGCACUGGUUUCCCACUGGUGGAUGCGGCGAUGCAACAGCUUUGGCAGGUCGGCUGGAUUCCCAACUACUUGCGGCACGUUGUUGCGCAGAUGCUGAUCGAGUAUUUGGAUAUCAGCUGGAAACGAGGUCUUGAGUGGUUCGAGUGGACUCUGGUGGAUGCCGAUGUCGCUAUCAACAGUUUCAUGUGGCAAAAUGGUGGCCAUUCGGGGCCCGAUCAAUGGGACUUCGUCCUACAUCCCGUGAACGCCGCCAAGAGUUGUGACCCUGACGGCUCCUACGUGCGCCGCUGGCUGCCCUUCUUGUCGCAGUGUCCCACGGAGUACAUCCAUCGGCCCUGGGAGCUGCCAAUGGGACGAAGGCAUGGCCUGACUCCUCCCAUCCUUUUAGACCUGGACGCGGCGCGGAAACAGCACUGCCGACACGUCUUGCAGCUGCGCAAGCGGCAUCCGGAGAUGAUCGCGCGCAACGGCCAUGAGUGGCUCCGCUUACCGGGCCGCAAGGGGCUGUUGGCCAAAGUGGUGACGCGCCAGGAGUUCCGCGCAGACACGGAGGACUUCAUCUUCUACCAAAGCCGGCCAGGCCGUUUCGGUCGCAAGGCCGCUCCCGCCGCGGCGUCAGGAAGAGGCGGCAGGCUUCCGGAUGCGAACCAGGCGAUUCUGGCGGAAGACUCGGCGCCUGAUCCGCCACCUGCGACUUUGAAUGCGGUGACCUUUAGGACGAUUUUUACCAAGAUGGACUUCGUCGAGCGGAUCAGAGAGGUGAGAUAUCGAGGCAAGUGUCCCAGGAUCUUAACUGCCGAGGAGACGCUGCUCAUCAACUCCUUCUACUUGCGUUUCUCGCAGAAGGCUCGAGCGCAUGGCAUCAAAGUCACGUCGCCGGUGUGCUCCCAAUGGACGCAGAAAUACAAACCCGAGGCGCCCUUGGAGAAACGCUCCUACGAGUGGUACUUUCCCGACACGAAAGAACGGCUGCAUCUGGGCCUUCAUGACGCCAAAGAGGAGGAGGACCUCUGGAUCUUCCUGCGUCAACUCACGGGCUUGGAAGAUAUCAAAACAGCCAAGGAGUACGUGUGGCAGAAUGCGGGAAAGUAUGGGUUGGAGGAAUUUCGUCGCGAGGAGGUUGCCCUCUUGUUGGGCGCCAUGGUCCGAUGGUCCGAAAAGGCCCGGAUGACGGGGUUGCUGAGUUCGACCAAGCUCAUGGCCAUCAAAGAGGAUGGCAAGAGCCUGGAAUUCUUGCUGUCCAACGGUGACAAGAUCUGCUUGAGCACUGUCAAGGUCCCAGCAGUCCCAGAGGACGACAUGUCGGAAGAGGAGGACCUCUGGAAGUGGCUCUUAGAUCUGAGCCGCGUUCCAGCGGAGGGUCUGCUUCAGCCUCAGCUUUCUCCCCAAGUUCAAGCCGAUUUGAUUCGACGUUUGGCCUCGCAUCACAGUGCAGGCCCCUUGUACAACCUUGCAGUAGCUCAUCGCCGCCUGAAGGUGCACAAGAUGGCAACUGUGGCCCUGCCCCGAAGAAGACCAAGCUUGCGCCCUGGAAAUGUGCGGUGUGCAGAAUUACCAUCAAAGGCAAAGACGAAAGAUGUUCACGUUGCUGGGGCUGGUGGCAUCAAGUUAUGGAUACUACUUGGACCCCACCAGUGCAUCCCCGCUCUGCUUCGGCUUCGAACCGAGCACAGCCUCGAGCAGCUCCUGCUCAAUGGCCAAGUUGGGAGUGGUAUGCCGAGCCUUCGCAGCAACCUCCUACGAAGAAGCAAGCCUCCAAGCCCACUACCCCCAGGCAGCGCCCUGGAUCCAAAGGCGCCGGCUCUUCCUGCUCAGGAAGCCACUGCCGCCUCGCCCUUUGUUGAUCCCAGAUUGGCCUUAGCAACCUCUCCAUUUGCUGUCCUGUCGCCCAGCUACUUCGCGCCAACGGGUCCCUCCACAGCUGCGCCCUGGCCACCUCCCACGGCGGUAUUCUUGUAA